This is a messenger RNA of Penicillium waksmanii, 522 nucleotides long. RefSeq lists its product as uncharacterized. The coding region runs from base 1 to 522 and encodes 173 amino acids. The transcript has a single exon. The record is from RefSeq and is a predicted model, not a curated record. Lineage: Eukaryota; Fungi; Ascomycota; Eurotiomycetes; Eurotiales; Aspergillaceae.
AUGGAUUCUAUGGCAGAGCUGGUCGGACUAUCAUCCAUUUUCUGGUCGACAAAGCUUCUGGAUAUCUUCAAGUCUUUCAAUAACACCAAUACUCAGCAUAGUAUCAAAGUUGCAUUCAUCAGUUAUGGGACGACCCAAACAGUUCCAGAGGCUAUCAAGGCAGAAUGGAAGGAUAGAUUGAUCGUCAUUCAGUCUCCUAUUAACCGGCCAUUUUCGUAUUCACAAAAACGACAUCCUCCGUCUUCUUUGGCCAAACUGAGAGAUGAGGAGCGUUCACAGCUUGCAGAGACAAUCAAGAAAUUAUAUUGCGCGAAGCAGAACGAGAUCAUCGAAUUAUCGUCUGGGGUCAAUAGCGAGAACCUCUCACCAGACAAACUAUUCCUAAACCAAGACCAAGAACUCCACAGCAGUUUCGGACAAUUUGAAAUGUACUUGAAUCCACCAUCUACCACCACCAUCGAACCCAUGUUAGCCCCCUUUCCAUCUCACCCGGAAACAGGAUAUUCUAUGCAAGGUUCCUAA